Molecule: messenger RNA, 1130 nt
Organism: Lecanosticta acicola
Lineage: Eukaryota; Fungi; Ascomycota; Dothideomycetes; Mycosphaerellales; Mycosphaerellaceae
Source: the annotation of a GenBank genome assembly
AUGGAAGCAACCGCAAUCGAAGGUGCCCCGCGGGGAAUCUUCGCCUUGCCAAACGAAGUACAGCAUUGACCCGGACUAGACCGCUUGCAUUGGCUUACCAGUGCUGUGGUAGAUUCUGCUCAACAUCUUCGCCCUCUUCGCGACAAGAGACGUCGUAUCCUUCGCGCCGACCUGUCGUCGCGUAAACUCGCUCGUCAUUCGGAUACUCCAGCAACGCCUUCAAGUCGCAACCGGCCUCGAUGGCCAUACGCUCUACCUCGAAUGUGGACAUCCAUCGGAGAGAUGGACGACCUCCAAAGUUUUCUGCACACCUCUGGGCACACAUGGCCUUGAAGAGCUAGUAAGCGACGUCCAAUCAACAGGCGGGAUACCUGGUCAGAUCGGCCAGAUGGGCAAGCUAUACACACGCUUUCGUCCUGUGAACAAAGAGCCGGAUUUCAGAUCUGUCCCUCGGCCUCACCCCGCGGGUGACAUUCCGGGGUCGCGAACGUACAGGACUCCGGAGCAAGAUGCCGCUGCGUGGAAAGCGUAUACCCAAGAGGCCGUCAGCCGCCCCGUCAACAUCGAUGCACACUUCCUGUUCACGCAGCUCGAGACCUUUGCGUACCUCGGAAGACGAGAGAGUACUCGCGGUCUACUGUUUAGCAUCCAGGACCUGUGCGAAGGAACAAUCCGAGUCUGGCGAGAUUGGCUGUCCAAGCAAUGCGAGAACAAGCGAUGGUCAGAUGGUGAGAUUAUCGCAGUCCAUCACGAAGAGUCGUCGAACACUCUGAACGACGCACAACUACGCAACAGGACCGAUAUGCUGAAGAAUCCUCAUCUCGACCCCAGUGUGCUUUGGCUAAAUACCAGGCGCGAGAAUGUCGGUAUUAAAUUUCGCGUCACGGAGAAGAAAUGGAGACGUGACAACAAUCCCGUGCUUUUUGAGAGCGAGGUCGAAGUGCCCGUGUCAUACAAUGUUGAGUUACAAGGUGAGCGCUUCUUCAACGGGAAUUCCGAACUCUCAGCUGAUGUAACUUGUAGAGGUCAUCGUGCGCACGACCGAGCUGGUGUUCAAACUAGAAGAGUCGAAGAAGCAGAUUCUAAACCAGACGGGCAAGGCUAUGAUAUUCGGAUCUUACAUCGAAUAG